This is a messenger RNA of Oppia nitens, 1002 nucleotides long. Its product is annotated as motile sperm domain-containing protein 2-like. The record is from RefSeq and is a predicted model, not a curated record. Lineage: Eukaryota; Metazoa; Arthropoda; Arachnida; Sarcoptiformes; Oppiidae. Bases 68 to 934 code for a protein of 288 amino acids. The transcript has a single exon.
AUAUAUAUAUAUAGUUAUUAUAGUCGACAACACCAACAAUAACACCAACAAUAACACCAACAAUACAAUGGAUGAUAAUAAUAGCCAAAAACAACAAUCGGUUGACGAAAAGUCAACCACUGGUGAGCUGACCGAAAAAAUCGGUCGAUUGAGGACUAGAUUUCUGGCCGAAGCCGAAUCCGAGCCGGACAAGUAUCAUCAGAUAGACAUCGAUCGGAUCCGAUCGGAUGAUUGGCAAUUGGAAAGGUUUCUGAUCGGCCACCGGGACGAGGAUGAUGAGGACAGUCAGAUGGAUAAGGCCUACGAUGCACUGGCCAGGGCUAUGCAUUGGAAGCAAACAUUUGGCAUACAUGAGCGCCAGGACCGGUACUUUCCUCGGGAAUUCCUGGAGUUUACCAAAACCCAAUGUUUCGGUCGGGACCGGGAGGGCCGACUGAUUCAAUGGGAAAAAGUAUGUAAUCAUCGAUCAAUCGGCGAGAUGUCCGCGGUAACCAAACAAUUUAUCGGACAUUUAAUGGAAAAAACCGAUCGGGAAGUUGGCCGCCACGGUUUUAUACUGGUAUCGGAUACCCAGGGUUCGGGUCUCGGCAAUAUUGAUACCGAUCAGUUUCGGUUCAAAAUUGAACUGACCCAAUACUACCCCGAAGCUUUGCAGCUGAUCCUGAAUGUUGACCUACCGUGGCUGCUGAAGGGUGUAUCGAAAGUUAUACUAUCGUUUUGCGACCAGCGAUUGAAAGAUAGGACCCGUUUUAUUAGUCGCAAGGAACUAACCGAUUAUAUACCUGCGGAUAUAAUCCCAGUGGAUAUGGACGGUGAACGUGACCCGAAAUAUGUGAUACCCGAUUGUAUGUUACCGAUGAAACAGUUAUCGCAUUUAGGUUUUCCCGAUAAGGCUAUGCAAAAGUAUUAUAAAAGUUUUGGUCAAACAUUUUGAUUUACUAUUGAUUUUGAAUACUAAUAAUUGAAUUGAUUUUUUAAAACAAUUAUUAUUAUUAUAAUAAU